CUCACAAACAAAAGGAACCAGGAACACAAGUCGUUAGUCUUGAGUGAGAUCACCUCAUCGAGACCGUAUAUAUUCUGUAACUAUACCUGUUCUUCCUAACAGUUAUCACUAUUCAAAUAUCCAUCGAACACAACAAUUGAACAACUACAAAAUGGCUUCUCCGAAGAUCAUCCUCUACACCUAUCACGGAUGCCCUUUCGCGCACAGGGCUCAUAUUGCCCUGAAGGAGACAGGCCUUGACUACGAAGAGGUCAUUGUCGACAUCAAGAAGCCUCGUGAGCCCUGGUAUCUUGAGAUCAACCCGCGCGGCCUCGUCCCUGCUAUCUCCUACAACGGCGAGAUUCUUAUCGAAUCGGCCAUUGUCGCGCAGUUCAUCGCUGAUGCCCACCCCUCUCAUCUCCUCCCCCCGUCAGGCCCUGCAGAGAACGCUCUUUACCGCGCGCGGGUGAGCCUCUUCGCCGACACCUUCAGCAGCAAGGUCAUGCCGAAUGUGAUGGCUGGUGUCAGAGCUGCUUCGCAGGAGGAGCGUGAAGCAGCCGGUGAUGCGUUGGUUGAAGCUGUGGCCAAGGAGAUUGAGCCGUUGUUAAACAAUGAAGGCAAGGGGCCUUUCUUUGGCGGGAGUGAGAAGUUGACGUUUGCCGAGGUCCUUACCGGUUCAUUCCUACUCCGAAUCCUGGCUUUUACGAAGCCGGAACAUAACCUGAACAGCACCAGAGUCCCGGCCUUGCUGAAGGAAAAGGCACCCAAGUUCUUGCGCUGGGCGGAGGCCACUGUUGCUCAAGAGAGCGUCAACUACAUCUGGAAUGAGCAGGCAGUGGUGGAACACUCGCGGGCCAAGUUUGCGCAUAAGCCGUGAUGUAGUACUCCAUACGGAGAACAAGUAUAAUAAUAGGCAAUUGAUAUAGGGCCAUAUCCCUGUUCUAAAUAAAUGAUUGCAGCCUGACGUGAUGCUCGAAUCGCCGCGUGUUAGGGAAAGCCGAGUUCCAU
This is a messenger RNA of Aspergillus ruber CBS 135680, 987 nucleotides long. RefSeq names its product glutathione S-transferase family protein. The transcript is spliced from 3 exons. NCBI's taxonomy places the organism in Eukaryota, Fungi, Ascomycota, Eurotiomycetes, Eurotiales, Aspergillaceae. Bases 152 to 856 code for a protein of 234 amino acids. Gene Ontology annotation, cellular component: cytoplasm. The record is from RefSeq and is a predicted model, not a curated record.